CUUUAUGCAGCGUGGCUGUGUGAUUAUGAUGUGUCUUCUGGUGUAGUUUGGUCCCUGGUUUUUGGAGGUGUGCGUUCAUGCUUUGAGGACCAGUGAGCAGAUAGAGAGGAGCUCUAGAGGUUUCCCAGCACAGUACAGUCACGCACAUCCAGUGGGAGCUGCAGGCAGCCAGGCACACACUGCCUCUAAGAGCUUGGGACUGAGCUGAGAGCCUGGACCGAGCUAUGGCCACCUCUCCAUGCAGCAGCAGUGGGGUUUCGUCUUCAUCCUCCUCCGGCUUCGGCAUGGACACUGGACUGGAGAUCAAAACCAAAUCCGUAGAACAGACUCUGGUCCCUCUCAUCUCACAGAUAACAACACUUAUAAACCAUAAAGAAAAACCAAAGAAAUCAGAGAAGACUUUGCAAGCUAUACAGAGGGUGGGCCAGGCUGUAAAUCAAGCUGUGGGGAGGUUUGUCACUGUAGGAGAAACCAUAGGCAAUGAAAACCGUGAGCUGAAAGAAGAAAUGGGCUUUGCCUGUAGUGAAGCCAGACGAGCUGGAGAAACUAUUGCACAGUUAACAGAUAUGAGCAUCAUUGAAUGUCCAGACCCUGAUGGACAAGUUACAAUUUUCACUGAUAAGACGGGAGUAGUAAAAGCUGCCAGACUUUUGCUGUCCUCCGUUACCAAGGUUCUGAUAUUGGCAGACAGGAUAGUCGUUAAACAAAUUAUCACUUCCAGAAACAAGGUUCUGACAACCAUGGAACACCUUGAGAAAGUGAACAGUUUUCAGGAGUUUGUGCAGAUAUUCAGUCAGUUUGGUAAUGAAAUGGUGGAGUUCGCUCAUCUUACUGGGGACCGGCAAAAUGACUUGAAAAAUGAGAAGAAAAAGGCCUGUAUGGCAGCAGCGAGAGCAGUGCUUGAGAAGUGCACUAUGAUGUUGCUCACAGCAUCUAAGACUUGCCUCAGGCACCCUGAUUGUGAAUCAGCACGUAUUAAUAAAGAAGGGGUUUUCCAAAGAAUGCGACUGGCCUUGGAGCAAGUAAUAGAAAUUGUAACCGAUUCCCGGCCAAAUGGGGAAGCUGAAAUUGCACCAGUCAGUAUCUAUACUGGCAUAAGAGAGUUUAAGAGUAAAGUUGAAGGGCUCCGUGAAAACCUAUAUUACCUCUCCAAGGAGAAUGUUUCAACUUUGCUAGAAGUCAUUUUGGAACAUACGGAGGACUUUACCGACUCAGCAUACACAAGCCAUGAGAACAGAGAACGCAUUCUGGAAUUAUGUAACCAGGCCAAGACGGAACUAGAACAACUGGUUUCAGCAUGGAUGCAAGCUCAAAACCACAAAACAAAGGAUGUUAUGGAGGAUUUGGAAUUGGCUAUAUUGAAAACAUGUCAGUGCAUUACGGAACUGAAACGAGAACUUCACAAUGCCGCUACAGUACUGGCAGCAGACUUGCUAAAAUUUCAUGCCGACCACAUGGUCCUGAAAGCACUGAAGAUUGCGGGGGUGGAAGGAAACCUGGAAGCGGUAGCUGAAUAUACCUGCAAGCUAUCAGAACAGAAGGAACAGCUUGUUGAAACUUGUCGGUUGUUGAGACACGUUUCAGGCACGGAGCCCCUGGAAAUUACCUGCAUCCAUGCAGAAGAUACAUUUCAGGUGACUGGUCCUCAGAUUGUAUCUGCUGCAGAAACGUUAGCCCUUCAUCCAACCAGUAAGAUUGCUAGAGAAAAUCUGGAUGUUUUUUGUGAAGCCUGGGAAUCUCAGAUGAGUGAUAUGUCAAUUUUGCUGCGGGAAAUUAAUGAUGUGUUUGAAGGGCGAAGAGGAGAGAAACGGGCCUACCUUUCACUCCCAAGACCAGGGAAACAUAGUGGGAAUCUGAAAACAUUAAAGCCUGCUAAACUUGAUGUGGAAGAACAAGGGAAAAUUGCCAAAUUGGGGCUGGAGCUACGUUUGCUUACAUCAGAUGUGGACUCUGAGACUGAAAAAUGGGAAGAUCAGGAUAACGAAGUGGUCAGAAAUGGGCAGACAAUGUCUAGCAUGGCCUAUACCAUGUAUUUAUUUACCAGGGGCGAAGGCUUGCUUAAGACAACCCAAGAUUUAUUUCACCAAGCAGAGGUGUUUGCUGCAGCCGGCUUAAAACUCUCUUCUGUUCUCCAUGCCUUUUCAAAUCAGCUUGAAGACGAUGACAAACCUUUGCUCCUGCUGGAAAUUGAAAAACUUGUUCCACUCAGCCAGCAGCUACAGAUAACAGCCAGAACGCCUGUUCAAGGAAAAAACGCCACUUUCACCAAGGUAGAUACAUGUAUACAGAAAUCUAAAGGCAUCAUGAUGAUAAUAUCUCAAGUGCUCCCAAUCUGUUGUAAAUUACUACGGAAGUGCAACGCAGGCAACAGUUGUUAUCGCAGUCCACAGACAUGGAGGGAAAACCGGAUACAAAAUGUCACCAGUGAAGACGGUCUAGAUGGAAAAACCGUGGAAGCCUUUGGAGUAAAAUCCUUGGAGCAUCAUGUAGCUAAUCUGACAUUUUUAGAAAGCAAGUAGAUUUAACCCUUAGAGAGCAAUGCAUUGCUUACACCCUUCUGGCACUCCAUGGGUUAAAAGACCACCUAGAUGCAAGCAAAAGGUUUCAGCCAUGAUGGAGAAAGCCACACUUUUCAACUCAAACUUACUUGGUACCAUUGUACUUGAUAUACAUUUAUGUAAGUCAGGUUUAAACUCUUGGUCUUUUUAAAACGUGAAUGUUUUCAUUGUUCCACUUCAUGGUCAUUUGGCCAUUUUACUGGUCAAAUCAGACUCUCUCCGUUGUGAAUGUCUUAUUUGAAACCUUUAUCCCAAAGAUGCUGCUAUGGUUUGUAUACUUGUAAUAUGCAGAAACCAUACAAAACUAUGGUAUCCAUUUGCUGUGUUCAAAACUGCUGUCAACAUUGUCAUCCGUGCUGAGUUUUGCUUUAUUAAGUGUAAUGUAUCUGUUUACCUGUAUCAGGGUACUCUAUGAUGGGUUGAAGCACCGAUCAGCUAGUGUAAAGUCCUUGUUCACAAAAAAACAGCACACUUUAUUCACAACUUGCACCUCUGCCACUUUUUUUGAUCUGGAACGAAAGUGUUUUGUUGUAAAUCUGCUGCUGGAACUUUAAAUUUAUUGGAGACGACUUUCUCAGAGAGAACUAUUUUCAAAUUUAGUUUGAUUACAGAGAAAAAGGAUCACUGUGACUUAAGGUUGGUCAUUAUUUUUAUUUUUAUUGAAACCUUAGCUGCUGUGUAUGCUGGCCGCAUGGAAAGCAUGUAGAGUCCCUCAGUUUUAUUAUGCUGUCAAACCUGUAGAUUCACUAAUUUCACUAUUAUUUUACCCUUCCUCGUAGAGUUUUAGAUGCAUGUAAAUAGUGAAACCUCCCCUCCUCCCCCCACGCACACACACUCAAACGGUAUCUUCGGAAUGUAU
Molecule: messenger RNA, 3417 nt
Organism: Pelobates fuscus (common spadefoot toad)
Lineage: Eukaryota; Metazoa; Chordata; Amphibia; Anura; Pelobatidae
Gene: CTNNAL1
Product: catenin alpha like 1
Exons: 19
Coding region: 225-2519 (764 amino acids)
Biological process (GO): Rho protein signal transduction; cell adhesion
Molecular function (GO): actin filament binding; cadherin binding
Source: RefSeq, a predicted model, not a curated record